Messenger RNA from Phlebotomus papatasi, 4879 nucleotides. RefSeq lists its product as uncharacterized. The coding region runs from base 882 to 2669 and encodes 595 amino acids. Lineage: Eukaryota; Metazoa; Arthropoda; Insecta; Diptera; Psychodidae. The transcript is spliced from 7 exons. The record is from RefSeq and is a predicted model, not a curated record.
GGGUACUUAAAGCCCCACCAUGUUGUGUGAGUGAGUAUUAAGGUGUGCAAAGUGAAAGGUGAACCACGGGUGGACUAUCAAGUCUCUCCAGAGGAGACCAACACACCCCUGAAAAGAAUUAGUUUAGAAGGAUAGUUCGAAUGUUCCAGAGGAAGACCGUUUCCAUGAGAGAUUUGUGCCCAGUGUUCCGGAAAUAGUGAUUGAUAGCGGAAGUUUUGGAAGAUUUCCUGUGGAACUUCCUAGUCACACAGGCUUUGUGGGGGCUCAGAGGCUGAGAGUAUCAGCAUUGCAGCGGAAAGUGAAUUGGAGACUUGUUGGAAGUGAGAGUGAAAACGCUUCAAGAAAAAUACCUGGAAAGUCUCGUUGGAAGUGGGAAGUGAGCCUCUUAAGUAAUAGUGGAAGUGAUUAAACUCAAGAGUUACAAAAAAAAUAUACCUAAUAUAAAAGAACUUUUGAGACUCCAUAAAUAGAAAGGCAAGUGAGAAUAUAUCCCGCCAAAAAAAGAAGAAAAGAAAAGAAUCUCCAAACCUCUCUGGAAGUCCAAGAAGCAAGUUGCGGAACCCAAAGCAAAGAAAAAAAGAGAAAAAGAAGGAAAAAAAAGUAAAAACGUGAUUUGAAUUGGCGAGACGGAAAGAAAGUGUGAGGAGGAAUUGAAUAGUAUAGUCGACAGGAGGGGGGAAAGCAAAAUGGUGGACAGUGAGAGUGAUUUUCUGGCUCAAAAUUUUAAAGGUCACUUGGACAUAAGUUUCAACUAUUUUGGUUGAAAUUCAAUAAUUAAAAGUGGUUGAAGAAACAAAAAAAAAAGAAGUGGAAGAGAAAAAAAGAAGAAGGAAAAAAAAGUGAAAGUGACAAAAAUACUGGUUAACGCAUCACCAAGGAAGAUGACAGUGAUCUUGAGCAUCUGUCUGGCGACUCUAGUAGCUUCAGUGGUCUGCGAGACCCCAUCUCUAGGUUCCCAGACUUUAAGUUUAUCCGGGCGAGAAAAGCCCGAACUGUCUGAACAUCUGAGUGCUGUUAUUGGUGAAGAUGUGGCCAAGAGUAUCGAAUACAAGCGUCAAGUUGAAGAAACUGAGCUUGGAUCAACUGCAAGAUCAACACCACUCACAACACCAUCUACUGGAUCAACUCCAAAGUCACGCAUUCAGAUCAAAACUGCCCCAAAUGGCGUAGAUUACGAAUAUGAGUAUGUUUAUUACUACUACGAUGAGGACGAGGAUACUAAUAAGACUACAACACCGCCGUCUGAACGUGGACGGAGUCGCUAUCAAACCAUAGAGCGUACCUCCAAACAACCCCUGGAGGAUGAUAGUGCAACUGAGGUGAGCGAAGAAGAGAGAUUGCCGCAGAAUACGCGAUUCCCACCAAGAAGUUCACCAGACCAGGUUACCGAAGCUCCAGUAAAAGUCAGCGUUAAGCAUCCUAGCCUGGAACUUGUAGAUAGUGACACCUUCAAUACAGCAGACAAUCGCAAUCUCUACGGAAGCCAGACUGAAGGGCCCAUGGAAAAGGCUGCCUUUGAUCUCUACGUGAUCCUCCAGAAUGAAAAGAUGGCGGUAGAUGCAACAGAAAUUGCUACAACAGAAGAACCAACAACGCCUGAAAUCACGACGGAAUUUAUUGAGGAGACUACAGUAAGUCAGGAAGUGACAACUACAACUACGACAACAACAACGACAACAACUCAAAGGCCAACAGAAGCACCAACGGAAGCUAAGAAAGCCGCAUCACAGACAAGGAAUCGCUUCAAGUUACGUCCAACGCCAUCUACAACAACAGAAGCAACCGAGAGGGUGCCAUUUGUGGCAAAGAGUCGAUAUGGAAACGGAAAACCUGCUGGAGGAAAUCGUGCAAAUUCCUUUGGACGUACUCUCAGUACCUCAGUGCCAUCUACAACGGCUCCAGCUGAGCCAGAAAGCAAAUCAUCAUUUUCAUCACGUGCCACUAGAACUCGAAAUCGUUUUAAUUUGCGCUCAACUACGGAAGCGUCUGCUGUUUCGGAGGAGACAUCCACGGUAAGUCGUCUGACACGUCCUAGGCCAACAUUCAGUGGUCGUACGCGUACCAAAGCAACAACGGCAUCUGUGGAGGAAGUAACAAAUCGGACGACAGAAACUACUACAGCAAGACCUAGAGUUGCUCUUCCCAGUCGUUCCGCAAAUAGGCUACUGGCACCUAGAAAGAACCUCCUGCGCUCAUCUACAGCCCCACCUAGUACUGAACCACCUAGUGAGGAUCUCGAUGAGUCUGAUGUAGCAGCCCCGACGCCUCGAAGUCGCCCCGAGGAGGUAGAAAAGGGUCGCUUCUUUACACAGACACAGAGUGAAAGUACAACUAGUCAAAGUGGAAUAGAUCGACUGAGAAAUCGUCCACGUAUCAACAUUCAGCCAGCCGGACGUCCAAAGGCACCAGUACAGAAUGUCUUUGCAGCUAGAAAAGCUAAUCCGCUGAUCAGGAGACCUUUUGGUAUCACAUCCAGUACAUCUGAGUCUCCAGUUGAAACUGAGGAAGCUGAUGCUGAUCCGGCUGAAGAAGAACCGGAAACUGAUGCUGAGGAACCGGCUGUUGAAGUCACAGAAGCCCCCUCAUCGGAGGCUCCACGUGGCCUUGGACUUCUAGGGGCAAGACGUCGGCUGCCAUUGAGACGUCCAGGGACUCUCUACACUGCCUAAAACAAGCCCAAAUAGGUUUAUAAUAGCUGAGAUACUUUACAGGCAACCCCGGAGUGUUUGCAAUUCGAGAUCCGUCCUAUUUUGACUGUGAGUUGAAUUUUAAUAACAGAGAAUUCACCUCACAAUCGAAUUUGCAGACAUUCCGAGUUGCAAACAAUCCGAGGGGCCUAUUUUAAACAGUUGGAGUAUAGAAGAAUAGUUUGACCAAGGGACGAAAAAAUGGAAAUCGGUAAAUAAACUCCGAAAAUAUAGUCCAAUAAAGUUAUUUUCAGUAGCUCAGAAAGAACUAGAGUUAGAAGGAAUAGUUAUCUAUUGUUGGAAAGGUCUCGACCUCAGCUACAACACACUAAAAUUUAAUCAAAAUUUAAGAUGGGGGCUUCGAUAUAAUUUGACAUAGACUUUUUUCGAUAAUCGAUUUUUGGACUAUAGCGCCCCUAGCGGGAGACUUUCAUUUAUGAAAGCCAUGAUGCUAUGAUCAUAUUUUGAUAAUAAAAAAUAUUGAAAUAAAAAGAAGUUAAUAUUGUGACGAAGUCCGGAAGAACUGAAGAUUGCACCUAAUUACGUGAGAUACGAUAUUCGUAAAUAAGGAAAAAGUUAUGAGCUUUUAAAUAUUCGCUAAGUAUUCGGUCAAUAAUUCAAAUUUAGUCAAUGAGAACAUGGAUUUUGCCCUGGUCUUCUUCCUUAUUACACAGAGAUCUUGAAUAUUAGGGUAAUAGUUGUCAAACACACGGGAAAGUAUACAGUAGCCUCUCGCUUAAUCGGCUCUUUUUAAAUCGAGCGCAAAAUUUUUUUUAACGAUUUUCGCGUUUUAUUUUAAAGCAAAUUUGUUUAAAUUUGCUGUAUUUCCCCCUGGUUUAUCGUGAUUCUUUAACUUUGAGCGCUUUUUGUGGAAUUUAUAAUGAUUUUGAUGCCCAAAUCUCUAGAUAAUUUGGAUGACAUUUUGCCCCAUAUGCCCGAUUGAGAGAAAGACCACUGUAAAAAAAUCUUCCUUCUCGCGAGUUUUCAUUUGUCAUUUUUAGCCCCAAUCACCCGAAUAUUGGAGAGCUCAGUGUAUUGGGGUGCCCUGCAAUCCCAGCCUCUCGGAGUAGACCCCCCAUUAUCCAUUCCCGGAGAGUUACGAGUCGAGCUUUCUCAGUAAGGAAUCCUCUCAGCUUCACGGUAGCGAUAUGGUAUCCUCUGAAGUCGUUAUAGCACCCCUCAGAGUCACCACUCCAACUGAACAGUGAUUGGAACCGUUAGCUUAGAAGAGGCUUCGUCAGGACAGGCUUUCUCCCUCCAACUCCUAGGCUCAACAGUCCUAUUGCAAUAGUGGUUUUUGUUUGGACGAAAUUCAGAUCACAAUAGUCAGACAUCUAACAAGUUUAUAACGUUUAUUUUGUGCUAUGAAGCUUCGAAACGUUGUGCUAAGGUAAUAAAGGAGGAGAAGAUUAAGUCAAAGUCCCUGUGUUCAAGAUGAACAUGCACGUUCAUACAAAUUAUUUUCAAAUUAGGAUUUUUUAAUCUUUGAGGGAUAAUAAUGGGUUUUAAUUCAUAUCGAACUACUUUUGAAUACUUAAAUCGCCAGGAUAUUCAUCAUAAGUCCUCACAUCCUAAAAAGGAUACGAAUAAUUCAACAAAAAAGUCGGAUAGUUUUGGCUUCACCAAGACUUUACAAAGGUUUUCGUUAUCCCUACUUUUCAAGUCAAUGACUUAUCCUUAAAGGAUUUAAGGACUAUUACACUAUUUUUAGAUACUUUUACUACUAGGAAUGUCCUGUCAUUUCAAUUAGAGACGAAUAGUUUAACUAAUAUACGGUUUUUAGUUUUGGUUAAAUCGAGUCAUUUCAUGAAGUAUACAAAACAAGCCUCACUUUAACGGCAAAUAUUGAAGAAACUAGAAUGCUAAACGAUCCUAAACUUUUACCAUCCUAUUUUCUAUAUCCUUAACUCUAUCUGGUAUCAAUUUGCUACCAUUCUAACAAGUAGUUUCUAUGAUAUUAGAGAUUGAAAAUUGUCAAAUUCUUAUUGAAAGUAGGUCAUUAUGCUUAGUGCUAAUGACACCCGUUCAUUCACUUCUUAAUCAGCAUUUUUUCGGCAGCAAAAUAAAAAAUGUGCAAUUUUGCAAUGACGCAUUAUGGGUUCACGGAGUUCACCUUAGUAAUUAAGUGGGGUAAAAAUGAUUUUGUAUAAAUAGGGUUAAUUUUUGUUAAAUAAAUCAGAUUGCGAUAGAGA